AUGCUUUUCAACUCUGAUGACGAUCUGGAAGAUCCAACUUUUAUCGAUCAGGUAGAUCAAACUGAUCCGAGUUCUUCAGAUGACUCUGAUGGUUAUUUGAACGAGUCCAUCAGAUCUGUAUCAAGGUCCACAUCUACGAUUCAUGAUAAGCAGCAUGAUACAAUAACUGUGACAGCUCAACCCCAACAAAAUGACGCAGUUCAACCCCCUUUCAAUCCUGGAGUUGAUAAUCUAUUUGUGGAAUGGAACAGAGAAAAUGUUUUGAGAGAAUUUCCAUUCACAAAAAUCAACGAACUCUUGGUUCCUACUUCAGAAAAAGCAAUAAGGAUCAGAAAACUGAAAAGAGAAGAGUUCUCAAGCCGAGAAGAAAAAAAAAUUAGAAGAAAGCGAGAGGAAACAGACGAAGAUGAGAGGAUAAGAGCCAAAAGAGAUGAAGAUGAGAAAGAGAACGGUUAUAGAAUUCCAAAUAUUGAUCUGACUGAAGUGAAAGUGAAACAAAGAAAUAGUGCUGGGAACAAAUCAAGAAAAACUAUCAAGGGGUUCGAGGAAGACAACUAUAGUUCAGAUAGUUUUGAAUACUAUGCAACAACAGUAAGGGAGAAAUUUGAAAAAAUCACUAGGAGCAAGUCUACAUCUCCAAAUCUAAUUUUGGGAGUAGGAGACUACGUGAUUGUGAAUUAUGAUGAUGAGCUCUAUCUAGGAAUCAUCAAAAUAGUUGAACGAGAGCAAUAUGAAAUUAUUGAAUUUAUCAAUGAAAUAUGCAACUCUGCAAAUGAAGACGCCGUAAAUGACUUUGCCGAUCGCGCUACCCACUCUAAUACUCAUCCUUUCACUAUUAACGGACAUCAAUUUGGUGCUGUUUGGAACGAUACAGAACGUAACACCUUUCUAAGACCUGGACUCCUAUUUGAAAUAGAAACAGACCAUGACCUCGACAAAAAAUUUCGGAAAUAUGGAAGACGACUCAAUAUCCCAACGAUUGCUGCUAAUACUAGAACUCAGAACAUAUCUGAAUUCACCCAGUUAAACAAUCCACAUUGGUUCGUUCAUAUCAUUGAAAUUAUGACCAUCUACUGUUCUUACUUCGACGGAUAA
This is a messenger RNA of Phaedon cochleariae (mustard beetle), 1095 nucleotides long. The record is from the annotation of a GenBank genome assembly. Lineage: Eukaryota; Metazoa; Arthropoda; Insecta; Coleoptera; Chrysomelidae.